GAAAAAAAAAUGGUUGGGGUUUGCCUUAGCAGCCAUCCAGCAUACAAACGAUUGCACAAGGUUCAGUCAUUUCGCUGCUCGCGCUUCGACAAGCGAAACGUUCCAGGUUCAAGCUGGGAUGCAAAGCCUUGCGUUGUUCUUGUUGUGGGUACUGGGAACAUUAGCGGUGUUGCCGGAUCCCACCCCGACGGCAGAAGAGCCCGUUCCGUGUUCCAAAGGAUGCACUUGUCUGUACGAUGACUACAGCCUGGAACUCAACAUGUACUGUAGCGGCCGCAACUUCACGCAGGUCCCGACGGACAUGCCGAGAGCAACGCACUCUCUCUGGCUCGACGGAAAUCUUUUCGCCACCUUACCGGCGGCCUCGUUCAAGGAUCUCGCCAAUCUGGACUUUUUGAAUUUGCAAAGCGGUCAGCUGGCGACCGUGGAUGCUCAGGCUUUCCGAGGACUCAGGUCGCUGGCUCACAUUCACCUGGAGCGCAACCGCCUGCGUACGUUGCCGGUUAGCGUUUUCCAGAACACGCCGAAUAUCGCCUCCAUCAGUCUGCACAACAACCAACUCGCUCGCAUUGAAGAGAGGCUCUUUUCUGGACUCUCGCACAUGUGGCUUCUCAACUUGGGUUGGAACGCAAUAGCGGUCUUGCCCGAGAACAUUUUCCAAGAGCUGCAGGGUCUGAGAGAACUAGUCCUCGCGGGAAACCGACUAGCCUACCUUCAGCCGCAGCUCUUCCAAAAUCUUGGCGAGCUUAAAGAAUUGGAUCUAACAGGAAAUUCCCUCAAAGUCAUCAAGGCGAACGUGUUUGUGAAACUCGUUAAACUGCGGAAGCUUUACCUGGCCCAGAAUCAGAUUGUGACGGUGGCGCCGAGAGCCUUUGUAGGCAUGAGAGCUCUCAGAUGGCUGGACCUCACCAACAACAAAAUGACCAGCCUCCAUGACGACACCUUCUUGGGCUUGCACAAUCUUCUCGUGCUGCGUCUUUCCAACAACUCCAUUGCCGGAAUUAGGCCGAGGACUUUCCGUGAUCUUCAGUUCUUGGAGGAACUGCGUCUCAGCUACAACAAAAUGCAUGCUUUGGGUGAGAGGAUUUUUGAAGGCCUUGGACAUCUGGAGGUUCUCGAGCUCGAGCACAACCGAGUUCAGGAAGCACAAGUGGGUAGCUUCACGGGACUCUCCCAUGUGGCCGUCAUCAACCUGUCGGGAAGUUGCUUCCAUAGUCUGCCCAAUCAUGUUUUCAAAGGUCUAUCAAAGCUUCACAGCCUUCAUCUGGACAAAGGUUGUCUCACAAAAAUUACAAAUCAAGCAUUCACGGGGCUGUCAAGUCUACGGAGACUUUUCCUUCAGCACAACAACAUCUCCGUCGUGGAACACCACAGCUUUGCAGACCUGGUGGGCUUACUGGGACUGGACUUGAGUUUCAAUAAGUUAGAAGUUUUCACCAGCCACACAUUUUCCGGCCUUCAGAAUCUGGAGUACUUGCUUCUGUCCAACAAUGAAUGCCGCCAGUUUCUGCACAACGGAACCAAGCAUCUCCUCCCAAGGCUGCGCUACCUUGACCUGAGAGCAAACGCUUUGACAAAUCUCAUCCCGGAUUUUUCAGAGAACAUGGAGAAGCUUCUGUUGUCUGGAAACCGCUGGAAAUGCGACUGUGGCGCCGUCUCGCUGAGGAACUACAGCUUGAGGAAUGCGCACGUGGUGCCUCGGCGAGUGGAGACGCACGCCGAGGGCGAAGAACCAGACAGCACCAUCACUAUAUACAACAACAUAACGUGCACUAACCCCACACGUCUAGCAGGUCAGGAUCUGCGAGAUACUGACGCCGAACACUUCCAAACGUGCAGAGCAGCCGUAAAUUGAUGCAAGCAGCAAGUGUGGUUUAAUACGGUGAACCAAAUCACUUUGAAAAACAAACCAAAAAAUAACCCAGAAGAAAUCCAUUUGUAUAAUCAUCUUGGUGACAAGCACGAGGACAUAAAAAUGGCUGUAAAAUGACAAAUAGUGUCACAUGCAAGUAAAAUUGUGUUUACCUUAAAAUAGUUUGCACUGUAAGUGCUGGAGUGUGCAAUAAACGCAUCAAAAACUGUA
This is a messenger RNA of Syngnathus acus (greater pipefish), 2083 nucleotides long. RefSeq names its product insulin-like growth factor binding protein, acid labile subunit (gene igfals). Gene Ontology annotation, molecular function: protein binding. Lineage: Eukaryota; Metazoa; Chordata; Actinopteri; Syngnathiformes; Syngnathidae. The transcript is spliced from 2 exons. Bases 119 to 1855 code for a protein of 578 amino acids. Gene Ontology annotation, cellular component: plasma membrane. The record is from RefSeq and is a predicted model, not a curated record.